UUUUCCUUAAAAACAUUAUGAGUCUGAUUGAUAUCGUGUUUCGUGUCGAUGCAAUAUGCAAGAAAUAUGAAAAGUACGACAUUGAUAAGCAACGUGAGCUCAACGCUUAUGGAGAUGAUGCAUUUGCCUCUCUACUCGCUUCCUUAGAUUCUCAAAUUGAAGCUGCUUUACGUAAAUCAGAAAAGGCAUCGAUGGAGACAAAUAGAGCUACUGUAGUCGCCAUGAACGCUGAGAUUAGAAGAAUGAAAGUUCGAUUGAUGGAAGAAGUACCCAAACUAGAAAAGCUUGCCAAAAAGAAGGUGAAAGGGUUAUCAAGAGAGGAAUUAACAGCUCGUUGUGAUGUGGUUCUUGCACUACCAGAGAGGAUUCGAGAAAUACCUGAUGGAACCAGUACCACAUUACUGUCAAAUGCGUCUACAUCUGCUACAAAUAAGAUUAAGUUUGAUACAGUAAGUGUAGAUCGUAUCUUUGGAGAUAGUUAUUUCCAACGAAGCGAAGAAUCAAACCAGUUUAGAUCAGAGUAUGAAAUGAGGAAAAUAAAACAGGAUGAAGGCUUAAACGUAAUAUCAGAAGGUCUUGAUACACUAAAGAAUUUAGCUCAUGAAAUGAACGAGGAAUUAGAUAAGCAAGUCCCCUUAAUGGAUGAAAUCGAAGAUAAGGUUGACAAAGUAACAAGUGAUAUUAGAAACACGAAUAUGAAACUUAGGCAGACUCUUUUAAAGGUGAGGUCUACACGGAACUUUAUAAUCGACAUCAUCUUAUUAUGUAUAAUUUUGGGCAUCGCAUCGUAUUUGUACAAUUUGUUGGACGACUAAAGCGAAAUGAAGUAUUAAAAGGAUAGCUUAUGCACAACAUUGAAGGAUGCAAUUCAAAUUUUGUUGUGUUCUCCUUCGGAAUUUAUGAUUUUAUUUUCUAACAUGUUUAAAAUAUCUUUAGAAAUAUUUGCUGAGUUGUGGAGCUUAAUUCUCCCUUUUAACUCAUAGUUGCUCAUGAGACUAAGCCUGGUUAGAACUCAGAUUCGACAUGAAAUGCAUCAAGGGUUAGUUUUAUCAUAGUUCCGGCUUUUCUUAUUGACAGAAUUUAGAUGAACGCAUGCUGGAAUAAAUAGAUUCAUUCAGUUUGUAGCCUAAGAUAAACAAUUGUAAUUUGG
Lactuca virosa is the source of this 1150-nucleotide messenger RNA. The record is from the annotation of a GenBank genome assembly. Lineage: Eukaryota; Viridiplantae; Streptophyta; Magnoliopsida; Asterales; Asteraceae.